This is a messenger RNA of Colletotrichum siamense, 1311 nucleotides long. It is a transcript of the gene rnh202, whose product is annotated as Ribonuclease H2 subunit B. Lineage: Eukaryota; Fungi; Ascomycota; Sordariomycetes; Glomerellales; Glomerellaceae. The transcript has a single exon. The coding region runs from base 1 to 1311 and encodes 436 amino acids. Gene Ontology annotation, biological process: RNA catabolic process; ribonucleotide metabolic process. Gene Ontology annotation, cellular component: nucleoplasm; ribonuclease H2 complex. The record is from RefSeq and is a predicted model, not a curated record.
AUGGCGAGAACCAGAUCAACCAAGUCCGCUCCGGCGGCGAAGACGGAGGCAAGCAAUGCCCCAACGACGGCCAAGUACAGUCUGCCACAGGAGUCGUCGAGCGCACCCAAGCUAUUCAUCAUUCCUACCAAGGCUACCCAAGAGGCUCGCAUAGUCUCUCUUCCUAAUCCCAGAUACUCGAAACCUACACGGUAUCUGCUCUGCCCAGACACGGGCAUCUACGAGUUCACCAAGAUCGCAGCACCCAACACCAGCCCGAGGAGCUGGAUGAUCGAGACACCCACCGGCGAUUUGGAGAAGUCAAAUGAUGGAGACAACUCAAAGCUCCAGGCGCAGGUCACCAAUGGCGCUGACCUCUUCGUCGCGACUCCCAUUGAUCCCAUCUUCCUCCUGCUUCCCGGCCUUUUCGGCCCUGCCAGCGCAAAGUCGACCGAAUCGAAACGCCUCUUCCUCUCCAGCGACGACCACUUCGACGCCGUUUCCUCGUCGUCCUCCCAUAUGGCCGAGGCUCUGCGAUGCCCAAAAACCCGCGCGCUUCUUGAGUCACGAAUGGAAACGGUCUGCGACACUGUCGAUGCUGGUGACGAGAAGAUGUACCGACUGAGCGAGAAGAAGCUUGUCAACGAGGUUCUGUCAAAAGCAAAAGCGAUGAGCUCUAAAAGUCUUCCGAAAAGUAUGGAGGAAAAGUUUGUGAAGAAGGCCUUGGAGGCACCUAUUCAAGUACAAAGAUCACAAGCGGUGACAGUGGAAGCGAAACCGGCUGCCGAUGGAGCGACGGAUGGUUCCCAAGAUUCCACCAAGAAUGAAUCAGGCGAGUCUCAGACGUCCGAGUCUACGGUGGACAGUACACAAUCAGCUGUCUCGACUUCGACUGCCGCAACAUCUAUCAGCGAAGUCGUGGAAGAGACCAUCGUCAGUGCCAUCCAAGCAUCAGAGGAGGUCACCAACCUUCAGAGACUCAAGGUCGCAUUCAAUUUCAUCUGCUCCAGCUAUAUCGCGCCUGGGAUGACCGCGAUGCUGAGGCCACUCCUUGCUGACCAGGAGACGACCAGCGUCGACUUCACCCCUCUGGAUGACUACUUGGCUCAACUUGCCAAACUGCGCGCCGAAGCCGCAUCGUCUAGAUCAAUGGCCGACUACUCCAGGAAGCGAAUGAUGGAUGAGGAGGAGGAAGAGGCACGUGCUGACAAGAAGAGGAAGAUGGAGGAGGAGAAGAAACGGAAAGCCACCCAAAGCCGCGGAGUCAGAGCUUUGGAGAAGGUCAACACUAAAGGCAUGAAGAAGAUGAGCGACUUCUUCAAGAAGAAAUAG